Eremothecium gossypii ATCC 10895 is the source of this 1317-nucleotide messenger RNA. Its product is annotated as AGL146Wp. Lineage: Eukaryota; Fungi; Ascomycota; Saccharomycetes; Saccharomycetales; Saccharomycetaceae. The transcript has a single exon. The coding region runs from base 1 to 1317 and encodes 438 amino acids. Gene Ontology annotation, biological process: riboflavin biosynthetic process. Gene Ontology annotation, molecular function: GTP cyclohydrolase II activity. The record is from RefSeq and is marked provisional.
AUGAUUAUGGCAUCGGUGUCAGAAUCUAAUUGUGUGGGGAAUCUAUCUUCACACACGCACGCAAAGGACAAGAGCCAGUUGGCAGACGAUAUACGGAUUACGACCUUCCCUGGAGAGUCUCGUCCUAUUGCAAUUCAAUGGGGAGCCAAAGCUCUGAGCGAUCGGGGGCCUGUCGUCGCCAGCAGACGUGGUGAAGGCUUUUCCAAGCAUAACGCCAUUGGCGCCUAUGCAGGCUCGUACUGCAUAUACCAAGCACUGGCGGUAGGAGCAAAAGCGGUCCAGGCAGAUCAUAUUGCGGACUAUUCUAUGUCCGAGCCGAUGUUUCACCUUCCCCCACAGCAAGCUUGGUUCAAUAAAGAUGAGAUUGUUUCGAUGGAUCCACUAGGCCACUUAGCGCCGGCGCUAUUUGGCAGAAUUGCCCAAGACGAGCAGGUUGAGGUCAGGCCUACAGUCGCAAUAACGAAGGCUACAAUGCAGGUGCCUGAAAUUAGGGAAGCGGUCGUUCUGGGAAGGCUCCCCGUGGACGGAAAGAUUGUAGCAAAUAAGAAUGGCGAUCUGCGCGUUUCCAAAAUUGCUGUAGAACAGGUGUGGUACCUCCCAGGAAUUGCCAAGAGAUUUGGAAUGAGUGAGGAGGAGCUCCGGACAACUUUGUUUGAGCAUACGAAUGGCAUGUACCCUGAGUUGGUUACCAGGCCCGACCUGAAGGUGUUCCUGCCACCUAUCGGAGGCCUGACAGUCUACAUCUUCGGCAAUCCUCUCGACGUCUCUGAUCCUGCGAAGAAAUUGACGCUGAGGGUGCAUGAUGAGUGUAACGGGUCUGACGUCUUCGGUUCUGACAUAUGUACCUGUCGGCCGUACCUAAUCUUCGCAAUUGAGGAGGGUGUCAAGCAGGCACAAGCUGGCGGCUCAGGUGUGGUUAUAUACUUCCGCAAGGAGGGAAGGGCACUGGGUGAGGUCACAAAAUAUCUUGUCUACAAUGCUCGCAAAAGGUCAGGCGAUCACGCAGCAGAGUAUUUCAAGCGCACGGAGCGCAUUGCGGGAACCGAGGAUAUGCGAUUCCAACAGCUGAUGCCCGAUGUUCUCAAGUGGCUCGGUGUCACCAAAGUUGACAGGCUCAUUUCCAUGUCCCACAUGAAGUAUAACGCCAUCGCAGAUUGCGGCAUCAAAGUAUUGGAACGAGUGCCAAUCCCCUCAGAGCUAAUUCCGGCUGAUUCGCACGUAGAAAUAGAGGCGAAGGUGCAUUCUGGCUACUUCACGCAUGAUAAGGUCCCGAGCGUGACCGACCUGAGGCGCUGUAAGGGAAAACAGUGGUUCUGA